Molecule: messenger RNA, 252 nt
Organism: Saprolegnia parasitica CBS 223.65
Lineage: Eukaryota; Oomycota; Saprolegniomycetes; Saprolegniales; Saprolegniaceae
Exons: 1
Source: RefSeq, a predicted model, not a curated record
AGUGGCGCCUACUCGCUCUGCGGCACGAUCGGUAUCCUCAUCACGUCCAAGCUCGGCGGCUACCUCUUUGACGUCUGGACGUCGACGGCGCCCUUCUUCAUCAUGGCGAUUGUGAACGUGCUCGCAGCGGUCAUUGCCAUCUACGUCUCGAUCCAGGACAUCAAGAAGACCAAGGAAGUCAGCAACGAGGACGGCACGACGCGCACGCUGCGCCAAGUGCAGUUUGAAGAGCCCGAGCUCCGCCUCCAUUAG